AUUGUUUUUCUCAGAUUUGGGGCUUGUUUGUUUCCCAGAUCUAUUUAACUUCCUAGCUAUUGGCUGGCCUCCAUGUGGGGUGCCCUGUCUUAUUAUAUUUCUGAUACACAGAAGAUAGAAUCCUCCUUCUGCUCAAGGCCAAGAGAUAGUAGCUUUGUCCCUGCACAAUGCCUGCCUACUUUCAUAGCUGUGCUUCUUUUUCCGGGAAAUUAAAGAGGCAGGAGUGUUUGAGGGAAUGGGAAACUGCUCCUCACACCCUUGCUACAUGGAAUAACUUGAAAAAAAGUGAUCGAAAGAAACUAAGGAAAUUCUCAAGUGAAACCAAGAGUCUGUAAGCCCUGGCACCUCUUCCCAGAGAAGAUGAAGGAUAUUGACAUAGGAAAAGAAUAUAUCAUCCCCAGCCCUGGUUACAGAAACGUCCGGGAGAGAACCAGCAAUUCGGGGCAACAGAGGGACCGAGAGGACUCCAAGUACAAGAGAACUCAACUGCUGGAUUGCCAGGAUGCCUUGGAAACAGCAGCCCGAGCUGAGGGCCUUUCGCUGGAUGCCUCCAUGCAUUCCCAGCUCAGAAUCCUGGAUGAGGAACAUCCCAAGGGAAAAUACCAUCAUAGCUUAAGCGCUCUGAAGCCCAUCCGGACCACUUCCAAACACCAGCACCCAGUGGACAAUGCUGGGCUCUUCUCGUGUAUGACGUUUUCUUGGCUUUCUCCUCUGGCUCGCAUAGCCCACAGGAAGGGGGAGCUCUUAAUGGAGGACGUGUGGUCUCUGUCCAAGCAUGAGUCUUCCGAGGUGAACUGCAGAAGACUAGAGAGGCUGUGGCAAGAGGAGCUGAAUGAAGUCGGGCCAGACGCUGCUUCCCUCCGGAGGGUUGUGUGGACCUUCUGCCGUACCAGGCUCAUCCUCUCCAUCGUGUGCCUGAUGAUCACGCAGCUGGCUGGCUUCAGUGGACCAGUAAGUCCUAACCAUCCUUUCUGACAGUCUCCAGGGACCCGGCCGUGGCCAGCUCUAACCUUCUUGUUCUGUUGCAGGGGUUGCGCUCACCUUUGGGCUAGUUAGCGGCCUUAGAGAUGCCUCCAGGUCUGUUGAAAGGGAACAGUUGUUGUUGGGGUGAAUGGUGGUUUCUCAGAAGUGGAAGGACGAGGGGGCUAUGUCGACAGAGAAGAAGUGGAACCAGCUUGCUCUCCUGGGGUUGGGGGUGAAGCUGAACGAGGCCGGCUCUGCACAGGGCCGUGCUGCUCUGCUGCUUGUUGACAUGUACUGAUGGUCCUGGUUUGGGAAAUGGGUCUUGUGGCACCAGGAGUGGGCGAGAGCAGUGUUUUGUGGCGUAGGCUGUUGAGUUGGUACUGGUGACACACUGAACGUCUGGGACCAGAGGUGUCACGUGUUUGAUGGCUCUUCUGGCACAUGAGUCCUCAAGAAACUGGAGGCGUGUUGAGGUUUCUAGAGUCUAACCUAAAAUCCGUUUUAAGUUUCGGUUUAUAGUGUAAACCUGUGUGGCAGGUGUUGGGUGGCAGCCCUGGUUUUCCUGGUGUUGCCAAAGCAGAAUAGGGGACAAGAGCAACAUUCACACUGGGUUCUGGACACCUUUUUCUUACACCUGCUGUGCUGCCUUACACUUGAGACUUUGAUUAAAUCUAUUCUCUACAUAUUUGCCUUGAGGCAUCGGAGCAGUAGUACUCUGUUUUCUGUGCAUUUUCCCUCUGUGGGUAAGCUGGAGGUUCAUGGUUUGGUAAGUAUGGGCGUAAGAUGCAUGGUAAUUAGGUAAAACUAAUUUGCAGUUUUUCUGUGGUGGUUUUUUUUUUUUCCAAUUUGUUUGUUUGUCUGUCUUUGUUUUUAAGUGUUUGAUGCCUUUUAAAAGUUUUGAUCUCUUUUCUGAAGCAGAGAGCACUACUUGGGUUCCUUAUUAAUUGACCAACUAACACACUUUUGUAUAAGUUUUCGAUAAGAGGGACUUUGUAACUGAGUAUCAUAUCACUGACCAAAAUGGCCAAACGUUUUCGUAGGACCAGCUUCCCCCAAGAAGAGCUUCUGUCAUUGUUUCACUACAGGGCUGGUGGCUGCUCUGAUCUUGUGAAGAAUUCUUUCAGCUGGGUAGCACGGUAUACAGGCUUUCUUGAUUCCAUUUGGCCAGUGCAAGAAUUUCAUUGGCUCCUCCCACCUCCCCCCCUCCCCCCAAAUUCCAUGUAGUGCUGGGAUUUUCAUUUUUGACCUGGGGAGGAAAGUUACUUAGGCUUGUUCAGCUUGGGGACCUUACAGUCACUCCCUUGAGCAUCCACAUAGCCCUUCAUCUCCUAAGGCACAGCGCACUGGAAUACUAAUCUCUAAUAGACUUUUCUAGGUGCCAGGGAAAGCUGAGAGUCUUCCUUUAAGAGGAAAACAGUGCACGCUUUUCCUUCUUUCUACCCUCUUGGGGAAGGGCACCUUAAGGCCUGUGUUAUUUCAGGAGUUUUCCCCCAAGAACAUCAAGAAAGCAGUGGUCCCAUCCGUGAUCUCUCCGAAGAACAAAAAAGAUUUCAAACUGUAGACAAUGCAAACUUCUUGUUUUGGAGCUCCAAUUCUAACAAACGUCUUUUUGAUUGGAAAUUGAAGAAUCAGGCCACGUUUGAGAUUGGUACUAGCAAUGGGCAUAACUUCCAUCUAUGGAUUUAAAUCCUUUGGAGGAACAUCCAUUUUAGAUUUUUGCAGAUGUCCUCAUGUGGCAGGGCUUUCCAAGUGGCUUGGUCUGUUCUUCCAGAAAUCUGCGUAAGAACUGAUUCCCCAUAUAUCAUAUUUUUUUUAAUCUCCCCAGGCCUCCCGAAACCUUGGUAGCCAAAUGAAACACAGUCAAGUGACUGUGUUUUGUUUCGUUUUUUUUAACUGCUGGCCCUCUGAGGCUGGACGUUUCUGCACCAGAUAAUCGAAGGUUUCAGUGAUGCCAGUGGACCAGCACUCUGUGCUCGGAGUCCAAGGAUCCCCAUAGUGUUAAUGGAAUCUCUAAGGGUGUGGUCCUGACCUAUGAGUGGCCAAAUUGUUAACCCUGGAGAGAUGAUUUGUGGCCUUCUUGAAAUAAAACAGUUUGAAAAGACCAGGCCUGACCUCUGAUCUGUGUGUAAAGAAUUAGCAUCCGCCCUGUAGAUCUGCAAGAGAAGGCUCCCUCCUGCAGUGCUAUCUCUUGGUGAAUGCUAACUCUGCUCACGGGCCUUUUGGGGAAAGGACAGUGAAAAGCCUCUAGAGAGGUAAGUUUCCCACCCUUCCAACCUCUCUCCAGCUGCAGCUUGCUUGGUGCUGUCAGAAUCUGGAUUUGGGGGGAGUGUCUCUGUAGUGGAACCAGUGACAGAAGCUGUUCUUUAGAAUUUUCAGGAUGGCUGUAUUCUGCGGUCAGAAUGAGAGAGUCAAGCUGGGCAGAAUCUCUCGCCAAGAGUUCAGGUAAGGUAAAGUUUAUUCACUGGGAAUGCUUUCCACAGCCAGACAGCUAUGCUGACAAUCUCGAGUUUUCUCCCAGUUUGUUUAAAUUUAAAUGAUGCAUUUGUAACCUUUUAAAACUCAAUUUGGGUUGGAUUUUUCAUGAAAACCUUUUUUUUUCAAUCCCCCUGUAUCCCAUACAAAAUGGUUUGAAAUGUAAUUGUUUUUUUAAAAACCCUGUGUGUUGGAAAUUCUUUAAUCUGCUGUUUCCUCUCCCCCCCCCGAAAAUUUUGCACAGUGUAAAGCAUUCGUUCUGUCUUUUACCUUCCCCUGCUCCUCCCCCCUGGGAGGUUCUAAUGCUAUUACCCGGUGCUGAAAAAUGGCACAAUAAAGGUUAUGGGAAGGAAGGAACCCCAAACUACAACCUGCUGUCCUUUCACGCCUUCCUUUGGAGACUGCUCCGUCAGUGCCGAGGUGUGUGAGAAAAGGCUUUACCGCGCCACCAUCUUUCUGAGUUGCUUCACGGGAGGAAAAUGGGGUUUUGACCCUGCCAUUCAGUGACUCAGUUCCACAUUUUGGAUUGCUUCCUGGAAAAGAAGCCAAUCUUCUUGCUAGGAAACCAACAACCCGGCCGUAUGCAGUGGUGACCCAAACAGUGGAUAUAAAACCUAAAAGUCUGAGGGAGGGGAGAGAUUGGGAUACAGUAGUUCCUGGAGUCUGAAGUCUCCUAGUUAUUUGAUCAGGUUAUUUACUGAGAUUUGACCUAAAUCUGAUUGGGGGAGCGGGAUCUCUUAGGAUCUAGUCAACAUCUGGUAUUAAUUUCCUCUCAGGAAAAACAAGAAAUACUGAUUCACCCGGGGACCGUCUGGGUUCUGGAAUUCAGCGUUAGUUGCUUCAGGACAAUUGCUUCUGGCCCCCAUUUUUGUCUGUCACUCAAGUGCUGGUUUCCAGCUACAGUCCCCUUUGCUAUAAAGGAUCGAAGUAGAUGGGUGGAUGGGUUCCUCCUUAAUUUUAUUUUCUUCCUUCUGGGAGGGGGAUUGGCUUGGCUUUCUUUUGUGGUGGUUUGUUUUGUUUCAUUUUUGGCAAAAUCAACGUUAGCUGCAAGGACUCAAAAAGACUCUGAAGGAUGCCACCGGUUUUCCCUUGAGGCCUAGAUUUUUGUCUUCCAUCCGGAGCAGAGGUCACUCCUGACAGCCUAGUGAACGAAUAGCGCCAGUGAUUUUAAGCAGAGCCACCUCUUUGGGGAGUGUUUCAUUUUUUUUUUUUUUUUUUUUUAAAUUCUCUUUCCUUAGCAGCAAGGUCUUUAUUCCUGGAGAAUUUCCUCUAUUGCAGACUCACUGCAACCUCAGGAGCCCUAACCGAUUAAGUGCUGUCAGCUUGAUGCGCUACUCCGGACUCUGGAAACAGAUACUGGUUCUAUGCUGUAUUUCCACUGUGUGUAGUUAAAACGACGGUCGAGGCCAGAUGACCUGUUAGCUGGCUAGUCCUGUAUAACUCGACUCUGUAUGUUCCCAUGUAUGUUAUCGCAAUGCUCCUCCUGUUGUACAGUGUCUGUGAGAUGCUCUUUGAAGAUGGUACUUUUUUUUUUUCGUUUUCAAUAAAAGUACAUUACCUCCCACUUCCUGGUAUUUAAUCCUGUUGCUGAAUGUGCCUUGUGUGAGUGUGUGCUCCGGCGUUGCAGGACCUCAGAGCUGGAGGUGGCACUCGGUGGUUCUUGGGGGCUGGCUGCCUUCCCGCCCUGCAGGUGGUGGUAGACAUGUGCCUGAGGUAACAUGUUUUUGUUUUUGGGAGGGAGCGGGGCGUGGGGGAGGGCCCGAGGGAGGGUCUCUGGAUUGUGGAUAGGCUGCUUUGUUUGCUCUCUUCUGUACUAUUAAACUGCUGAUGUUUAUUUUCAGGAAUGUUUUGCAAAUGCACUUCUCACUCUUCCCCAGUCCAACUGUAGGUACACUGUUCCUUUUUAUCAAAUAAGCACGUUUGAAACGAUCCAAAAAAAAAAAAAAGGUCUUAAUUUCAUGUAAAGAAAUGUAUCAUUGUGUGGAGAUACUGGAAUAAGGUCACCUAGAUACUUUUUAAUGACUGUGUGUUGAGAAUGAAUUUCAGCUCAUGGACAGGUUUAUGUUACAUUAGAAAGAGUAAUGGUGUUGGUGGUGUCCAGAAGGAAGCAAGUUUCCAAUUAGACCUCCCUCUUGUAAAAUGCCCUGCGUAAAUUGCCGCAGGCGGGCCGUCCGCAAUAUUUGGUCCUCCGAGAAGGUCUUUCUCCGCUUAGGCACUUGUCAUUGUACAGUGGAGCGGCCUCCUCUUUCUAACUUAACAUAAAACUGGCGUGGUGUGUGGGUGCUGUGGAGAGGCUGACGGCGGUGUGUGUUUCUCCCUAUAGGCCUUCGUGGUGAAACACCUCCUGGAGUACACCCAGGACACAGAGUCUAACCUCCAAUACAGUUUGCUAUUAGUCCUGGGCCUCCUGCUGACAGAAAUCGUGCGUUCUUGGUCACUUGCACUGACUUGGGCGUUGAAUUACCGAACCGGGGUCCGCUUGCGGGGGGCUAUCCUGACCAUGGCGUUUAAGAAGAUCCUUAAGCUGAAGAACAUUAAGGAGAAGUCCGUGGGUGAGCUCAUCAACCUGUGCUCCAAUGAUGGGCAGAGGAUGUUCGAGGCAGCCGCCGUUGGCAGCUUGUUGGCUGGAGGACCCGUUAUUGCCAUCCUGGGCAUGGUUUAUAAUGUAAUUAUUCUGGGACCAACAGGCUUCCUGGGAUCAGCUGUUUUUAUCCUCUUUUAUCCUGCAAUGAUGUUUGUGUCACGGAUCACUGCAUAUUUCAGGAGAAAAUGUGUGACCAUCACAGAUGACCGUGUCCAAAAGAUGAAUGAAGUCCUUACCUACAUUAAAUUUAUUAAAAUGUAUGCCUGGGUCAAAGCAUUCUCUCAGAGUGUGCAAAAAAUCCGAGAGGAGGAACGUCGGAUGUUGGAAAAGGCUGGGUACUUUCAGAGCAUCACGGUUGGUGUGGCUCCCAUUGUCAUGGUGAUUGCCAGCGUGGUGACCUUCUCUGUUCACAUGACCCUUGGCUUUGAUCUGACAGCAGCACAGGCUUUCACAGUGGUGACUGUCUUCAAUUCCAUGACUUUUGCUUUGAAAGUUACACCGUUCUCAGUAAAGUCCCUCUCAGAAGCAUCCGUCGCUGUCGACAGAUUUAAGCUUCCUUCCACUGUAUAGCCUGAUGUGUUUUGCUACGUGAGUGUACGCCCUAGGCUUGUCUCCCUGGUCUUGAUCCAGUGUCCCAUCUUUGCACCUCUCUCACAACUCCUAUCAGAGUUUGUUUCUAAUGGAAGAGGUUCACAUGAUAAAGAAAAAACCAGCCAGCCCUCACAUCACGAUAGAGAUGAAAAAUGCCACCUUGGCAUGGGACUCCUCCCACGCCAGUAUCCAGAACUCACCCAAGCUGACCCCUAAAACGAAAAAAGACAAGAGGGCUGCCAGGGGCAAGAAAGAGAAGGUGAGGCAGCUGCAGCGCACUGAGCAUCAGGCGGUGCUGGCAGAGCAGAAGGGCCACCUCCUUCUGGACAGUGACGAGCGGCCUAGUCCCGAGGAGGAAGAAGGCAAGCACAUCCACCUGGGGAACCUGCGCCUGCAGAGGACGCUGUACAACAUCGACUUGGAAAUCGAAGAGGGUAAGCUGGUUGGAAUCUGUGGCAGUGUGGGAAGUGGAAAAACUUCUCUCAUUUCAUCCGUUUUAGGCCAGAUGACACUUCUAGAGGGCAGCAUUGCAGUCAAUGGAACCUUCGCCUAUGUGGCCCAGCAGGCCUGGAUCCUCAAUGCCACUCUGAGAGACAACAUCCUCUUUGGGAAGGAAUUUGAUGAAGAAAGAUACAACUCUGUGCUGAACAGCUGCUGCCUAAGGCCUGACCUGGCCAUUCUUCCCAACAGUGACCUGACGGAGAUUGGCGAGCGAGGAGCCAACCUGAGUGGUGGGCAGCGCCAAAGGAUCAGCCUCGCCCGGGCCUUGUACAGUGACCGAGACAUCUACAUCCUGGAUGAUCCCCUCAGUGCCUUAGAUGCCCACGUGGGCAACCACAUCUUCAACAGUGCCAUCCAGAAGCACCUCAAGUCUAAGACGGUUCUGUUCAUCACCCACCAGUUACAGUACCUGGCUGACUGUGAUGAAGUGAUCUUCAUGAAAGAGGGCUGUAUUACAGAAAGAGGCACCCAUGAGGAACUGAUGAAUCUAAAUGGUGAUUACGCUACCAUUUUUAAUAACCUGUUGCUGGGAGAGACACCCCCAGUUGAGAUUAAUUCAAAAAAGGAGACCAGUGGUUCACAGAAAAAAACACAAGACAAGGGUCCUAAAACAGGAUCAGUAAAGAAGGAGAAAACAGUGAAGCCAGAAGAAGGGCAGCUCGUGCAAAUGGAAGAAAAGGGGCAGGGUUCCGUGCCCUGGUCAGUAUACGGUGUCUACAUCCAGGCUGCUGGGGGCCCCUUGGCAUUUCUGGUCAUUCUGUCCCUUUUCAUGCUGAACGUGGGCAGCACUGCCUUCAGCAACUGGUGGUUGAGCUACUGGAUCAAGCAAGGAAGUGGGAACACCACAGUGACUCAAGAAAACAGGACGUCUGUGAGCAACAGCAUGAAGGACAAUCCUUUAAUGGAGUACUAUGCCAGCAUCUAUGCCCUCUCCAUGGCAGUCAUGCUGAUCCUGAAAGCCGUUCGUGGAGUGGUCUUUGUCAAGGGCACAUUGCGAGCCUCCUCCCGGCUCCACGAUGAGCUUUUCCGAAGGAUCCUUCGAAGCCCUAUGAAGUUUUUUGACACGACCCCCACGGGGAGGAUUCUCAACAGGUUUUCCAAAGACAUGGAUGAAGUCGAUGUGCGCCUGCCGUUCCAGGCUGAGAUGUUCAUCCAGAAUGUCAUCCUGGUGUUCUUCUGUGUUGGAAUGAUCGCAGGAGUUUUCCCGUGGUUCCUUGUGGCGGUGGGGCCCCUUGGCAUCCUCUUUUCACUUUUGCACAUGGUCUCCAGGGUCCUGAUCCGAGAGCUGAAGCGUCUGGACAACAUCACACAGUCACCUUUCCUCUCCCACAUCACAUCCAGCAUACAGGGCCUGGCCACCAUCCAUGCCUACAACAAAGGGCAGGAAUUUCUGCACAGGUACCAGGAGCUCCUGGAUACCAACCAGAGUCCUUUCUUCUUGUUCACGUGUGCCAUGCGGUGGCUGGCAGUGCGGCUGGACCUGAUCAGCAUUGCCCUGAUCACCACCACCGGGCUGAUGAUUGUUCUCAUGCACGGGAAGAUUCCCCCAGCCUACGCGGGGCUUGCCAUCUCCUACGCAGUCCAGUUAACAGGGCUGUUCCAGUUUACUGUCCGGCUGGCAUCCGAGACAGAAGCUCGCUUCACCUCAGUGGAGAGGAUCAACCACUACAUCAAGACUCUCUCUUUGGAAGCACCUGCCAGAAUUAAGAACAAGGCUCCCUCCUCUGACUGGCCCCAGGAAGGAGAGGUGACCUUUGAGAAUGCAGAGAUGAGGUACCAAGAAAAUCUCCCCCUGGUUCUGAAGAAAGUGUCCUUCACCAUCAAACCCAAGGAGAAGAUUGGCAUCGUGGGACGGACGGGAUCGGGAAAGUCCUCUCUGGGGAUGGCCCUCUUCCGCCUGGUGGAGUUAUCUGGAGGCUGCAUCAAGAUCGACGGCGUGAGAAUCAGUGACAUUGGCCUGGCUGACCUCCGGAGCAAACUCUCCAUCAUUCCCCAAGAGCCAGUGCUGUUCAGUGGCACCGUCAGAUCAAAUUUGGAUCCCUUCAACCAGUACGCUGAAGACCAGAUCUGGGAUGCCCUAGAAAGGACACACAUGAAAGAAUGUAUUGCUCAGCUACCUCUGAAACUUGAAUCCGAAGUGAUGGAGAAUGGGGAUAACUUCUCCGUGGGGGAGCGGCAGCUCUUGUGCAUAGCUAGAGCCCUGCUCCGUCACUGUAAGAUUCUGAUCCUAGAUGAAGCCACAGCUGCCAUGGACACGGAGACAGACUUACUGAUCCAAGAGACCAUCCGAGAAGCGUUUGCCGACUGCACCAUGCUGACGAUUGCCCAUCGCCUCCAUACAGUCCUAGGCUCUGAUAGGAUUAUGGUGCUGGCCCAGGGGCAGGUGGUGGAGUUCGACACCCCAUCAGUCCUUCUGUCCAAUGACAGCUCCCGGUUCUAUGCCAUGUUUGCUGCUGCCGAGAACAAGAUCGCUGUCAAGGGCUAACCCUCCCGCUGCCACCCAAGUCUGUUGUCUUUGGAGCAUUGCCAUUCCCUGCCUGGGGCGGGCCCCUCAUCUGUCCUCCUGCCGAAACCUUGCCUUUCCCGAUUUUCUCUUUCGCACAGCAGUUCAGGAUUGGCUUGUGUGUUUCACUUUUAGGGAGAGUCCUAUUUUGAUUAUUGUAUUUAUUCCAUAUUCAUGUAAACAAAAAUUUAGUUUUUGUUCUUAAUUGCACUCUAAAAGGUUCAGGGAACCGUUAUUAUAUAUGUAUCAGAGGCCUAUAAUGAAGCUUUAUACGUGUAGCUAUUCUAUAUAUAAUUCUGUACAUAGCCUAUAUUUCCAGUGAAAAUGUAAGCCGUUUAUUUUAUAUUAAAAUAAGCACUGUGCUCAGAACAGUGCAGAUUCCUUUCUAUCAUUUUUGUACAGUCUGCUGCACUAGAGAUCUGGUUUUGCUAUUAGACUGUAGGAAGGGUAGCAUAUUGUUCUUCCCCAGCUGGUUGUUUCACGGUGCCGGGUUUUCUGGGUGUCCAAAAGGAAGACGAGUGGCAACAGCGGGGGGGUGGGGGGGACCCCCCAGCAGCCCCCCUGCUGCCUCCCAACAGCCAUUCCAAUGUGGAGUGGAGUGGAGGCCGUGCAGAGCGCCGUGAAUUCUCAGGGCUCCUGCUUUCUGUCCUGUUGUCACUUCACUGUUUCUGUCGGGAGAGCCGUGGGACAAAGUCCCGGACCCCUCUCUUCCCUCCCUCCCUCGGGAAUGAGAAUCACAGAAGCAUUCCUGGCGAGGGGGAAGGGUCCUUCCUGCCUUCCUCUUUUUUUUGCCCUUGUUUCUCAACAAGCAUCAAGUCUGUUCACAGAGUGUCCCACUGCCUCAGGGUCCUAACGCGGGCCACUGCACAGAGGCCUCCGGCUCCUAGACCCGUCGGCUCCAAGCCCUGGAGCCAACCGCUGCUUUUCUCAGUGGUACGUCUUUGUUUGCCUGGUCCCACGCCCGCACAGUUCAGUGACAGGGUUCAGGAUUUUGUGGGUCUGUUUUCCUUUCUCCCUGCAGUUGCCGCCCAGUCUCUUCCUCUCUCCAGAGUCUGCGACUUGAAGCAGCUCUUGCUAAUCAGUGUCUGACACUGGUGUAGAAGUUUUUUGUACUGUAAAGAGACCUACCUCAGGUUGCUGAUUGCCGUGUGGUUCGGUGUGUUCUCGCAAACCCCGUUUGUGCUGUGGGGCCAGUAGCUCAGGUGGGCGUGGUCGCUGCUGUCAUCUGUCGAAUGGUCAGCGUUGCAUGUCGUGACCAACUAGACAUUCUGUCGCCUUAGCAUGUUUGCUGAACACUUGUGGAAGCAAAAAUCUGAAAAAGUGAAUAAAAUUAUUUUGGAUUUUCUAAAA
Molecule: messenger RNA, 10964 nt
Organism: Sus scrofa (pig)
Lineage: Eukaryota; Metazoa; Chordata; Mammalia; Artiodactyla; Suidae
Source: RefSeq, a predicted model, not a curated record